Messenger RNA from Stylophora pistillata, 1582 nucleotides. RefSeq names its product ultraviolet-sensitive opsin-like. The record is from RefSeq and is a predicted model, not a curated record. Gene Ontology annotation, molecular function: G protein-coupled receptor activity. NCBI's taxonomy places the organism in Eukaryota, Metazoa, Cnidaria, Anthozoa, Scleractinia, Pocilloporidae. Gene Ontology annotation, cellular component: plasma membrane. Gene Ontology annotation, biological process: G protein-coupled receptor signaling pathway.
UGGAGUAAGUUGUUUUGGGAUAAAGGAAAAUGGUGGCUGUUCUCCACAACAACACGACGGGAAACGCCACGCAUCCUACAGCUAUGCCUGAUCAUUCAGUGAAUAUUGUUGAGGUUGUGAAAGUAGUUUCUUUUUGGCUGAUCAUAAUCGUUGGUGUCAUGGGAAACUCGUUGGUUAUUGCUGUUGUGAAACUGUUUCGCAGCAUGAGAACCCCUACUAACUACCUCUUGGUGAACGUAGCUGCUGCAGACAUUGCCACGCUGUUUUUUACAGCAAUCUUAUUUUUGAUAACCACGAGGUACAGUGCUGCCCAAUCUGGGGCAUUUGCAAGUUUCGUCUGUAAAUUUUUCUUCACUAAUAGUAUCGCGAUUAUCACACUACUGGUAACAGCCCUGACGUUAACAUUGCUAGCCUUCGGAAGAUACCAAGCUUUGGUUAAACCACUCUCAGUAACUGGGAGGUUGACCAUUGACAGGAUUGCUUACGUUAUAACUGGAAUCUGGAUGGUUGCCGCUGCUUUGGUUAUUCCUUUGCUAUCUACCUUCUACUGGGAUCCCAAAAAAUAUCUUUGUUCUCUUGGAGAUGCAGAGUAUGAAAUGAUGGUAUACAUUGAUUGCUUGAUUGUUGUUCUCACCAUAGUCCCAUUUUCUUUGAUCGCAUUUUUCUACUCUCAGAUUGUUUACGGAAUGUAUUUCAAGAAUACAGUUUGCGGAAACAAAAGCGAAAGAUGUGACACACCGGAGGAAACGAGAGAAAAGAGAAAACUGGUGACACUGCUCAUCUUACUUACUGUCAUUUUUUUCGUGGCUUUCAUUCCUUACGGAGUUCUGCUGAUUCUAAAAGUGAGUAUGGUGAACCACUCACUUUUCUAUCUCAGGCUGCAAACUGCUUCACAGUAUCUUACUCUGUUAAACUGCUCGAUAAACCCUUUUAUCUACGCAUUUCAAAGUUCUGAUUACAGGUUGGCCUUCAAGGUAAUUCUGAAAAAAAUGUUAUGUCGUGAUCCAACGGAAGAACGUUCUGAACUGCUGGAAAGGCGUACUCGUACAUCUGUUCGCAGAGUACAAACGAAAGUGUGAAACAGCCUUCUUCCGAGAGAUUUGGUUCUGAUAGUAAUAACAAAUUUUGUUUUCAAAAGUAACUCAACACACUGGAGGAAAGGUCUUGAGAUGUAUCACAUUUUUUUCGCUAAAAGUCUUACGUUUCUCUGUAUAGAGCUCAGCGUGGACUAUAAUUACACAACUUGCGCUUUCGAACCAACUUUUCAAAUCAAAAAAGCGACUUUGUGUAAAGAUAGUACAAUCCCACUAAUAUCUUAAUUGAGAUUUGCAUUUUUACUUGUCCGAAACUGAAAAAAGAAAGCCGGAUCAGUUCUUCUGCAAGAGAAGAGAAGCAAAUCCUAGCGUCUCGACCUCAGCAAGUAGCCCUUUUAAUAACCAUACCGAUUUCAAAAAAGCCGAGUGGCUGUUGAAAAAGAAAUUGAGAGAAAACUACCAAGAAUGUGAAAUGCCAUCGAAGAAUCCUCCCAGAUCACAACGAUCGCACCUCGCGAUAUUCCAAUAUCAACCCUCAACACUGUCAG